Molecule: messenger RNA, 2751 nt
Organism: Prunus armeniaca (apricot)
Lineage: Eukaryota; Viridiplantae; Streptophyta; Magnoliopsida; Rosales; Rosaceae
Source: the annotation of a GenBank genome assembly
AUGGUCAGUGGGCAUUUGUUCCAUUGUAGAAAGAAUUCAUGGCCGCCUGAGGAGUAUAUCAACAGAAACACUUUGCAGUUGUUUGAUUUUGAUAGUGCGGCCCCACCAGAACAUGCCUGGAGGAGGAAGUUGAACAGCAAUGCUAAUCUUCUCAGAGAAUUUAGUGUUACAUUUAGGGAAGCGAUAAAGAUGGUUAGGUUAGGUAUACGCUUGUGGUCAUAUAUCAGGGAAGAGGCUUCUCAUGGAAGGAAAGCACCUAUUGAUCCUUUUACACGAGAAAGUUGCAAGCCAUCUGCAGCUCAGGGGGUUCCACUUGGAGGGAUGGGAAGUGGCAGCAUAUCUAGAGGUUUUAGAGGCGAGUUCAGGCAAUGGCAAAUAAUUCCUGGUAUAUGUGAAGGUUCUCCUGUCAUGGCCAAUCAAUUCUCUAUUUUUAUAUCUAGGGAUGGUGGGAAUAAAAAUUAUGCAUCAGUCUUGGCCCCUGGUCAACAUGAAGGGUUAGGGAGAGUUGGUGAUCAGGGUAUAUCAUCAUGGGGCUGGAACCUGGGUGGCCAGCAUUCCACAUACCAUGCUUUAUUUCCAAGGGCGUGGACCGUAUACGAUGGUGAACCUGACCCAGAUUUGAAAAUUUCUUGUCGGCAAAUUUCACCAUUCAUUCCUCAUAAUUACAGAGAAAGCAGUCUUCCUACAGCUGUUUUUGUCUACACGUUGGUGAACACUGGAAAAGAAAGAGCAAAAGUCAGCCUUCUAUUUACAUGGGCGAAUUCAAUUGGAGGAAUCUCACACUUGUCAGGAGAUCAUGUGAAUGAACCAUUUAUAGGCGAAGAUGGAGUCUCUGGUGUACUUCUACAUCACAAGACUGCAAAAGGGAAUCCUCCUGUUACUUUUGCGGUAGCUGCAUGCGAAACUCAAAACGUGAGUGUGACCGUUUUGCCAUGUUUUGGGUUAUCUGAAGGAAGUAGCCCUACCGCUAAAGAAAUGUGGGAUAAAAUGGUGCAGGAUGGACAAUUUGAUCGGGAGAAUUUCAAUUCUGGGCCAUGCAUGUCUUCAUCACCUGGAGAGACACUCUGUGCUGCAGUUUCAGCUUCUGCUUGGGUGGAACCUCAUGGGAAAUGCACUAUUGCAUUUGGUCUAUCAUGGUCAUCUCCAAAAGUAAAAUUUUUGAAGGGAAGCUCGUACCAUAGGAGGUACACAAAAUUCUAUGGAACAUCUGAAAGGGCAGCUCAGGACUUGGUGCAUCAUGCUUUAACAAAUUACAAGCGAUGGGAAGAAGAUAUUGAAAAGUGGCAAAACCCUAUCCUCAAGGAUGAAAAAUUACCAGAAUGGUACAAGUUCACAUUGUUCAAUGAGCUCUACUUUCUGGUGGCUGGAGGAACAGUUUGGAUUGAUUCUCCCUUACCAGUAACAAACAUGAAUGAAAAUCAACGUCAAUUAACAAAUGUUGAAUAUACAGACGUCAAGGUUACUGAAGCUGAAGUCAACAAUAAACAAGGCACAGUUGUCGAGCACACUGCAACUGGUCAUCAUAGGAGUGUAAAGUUGGAUCCACAAAAUGACAACGAAGAUGUUGGGAGGUUCCUUUAUUUGGAAGGAGUGGAAUAUAUCAUGUGGAACACAUAUGACGUGCACUUCUAUGCUUCAUUUGCCCUUCUUGAGCUGUUUCCCAAAAUCGAACUCAAUAUUCAAAGGGACUUUGCAAAAGCUGUCCUAUCUGAAGAUGGAAGAAAAGUAAAGUUUCUGGCUGAAGGCAAUUGGGGAAUUCGUAAGGUUAGAGGAGCUGUCCCUCAUGAUCUGGGAACACAUGAUCCGUGGAACGAAAUGAAUGCAUACAAUAUUCAUGAUACUAGUAAGUGGAAGGAUUUGAACCCCAAGUUUGUACUUCAGGUGUAUAGAGACUUUUCUGCAACAGGGGAUAUGGCAUUUGGAGUUGAUGUCUGGCCUGCUGUUCGUGCUGCAAUGGAGUACAUGGAACAAUUUGACAGGGACAAUGAUGGUCUCAUUGAAAAUGAUGGUUUCCCUGAUCAGACCUACGAUGCUUGGACAGUUCAUGGGGUUAGUGCUUACUGUGGCUGCUUGUGGCUUGCUGCACUUCAAGCUGCAGCUGCGAUGGCCUUUCAACUAGGCGACAAAGCUUUUGCUGAAUGGUGUAAAACUAAAUAUUUAAAGGCAAAACCAGCUUUUGAGGAAAAAUUGUGGAAUGGCUCUUAUUUUAAUUACGAUAGCGGAUCAAGUAGUAACAGUAAAUCUAUACAAGCAGAUCAACUGGCUGGGCAGUGGUAUACUGCAUCCUCAGUUAAAGGAGGCAGGAUGGGUGCCGUAAAUGGAAUGCACCCCAGUGGAAAGGUGGAUGAGUCCUGCAUGCAGUCGCGUGAAAUAUGGACUGGUGUCACCUAUGGAGUGGCUGCUACAAUGAUCCUGGCUGGAAAGGAGAAAGAGGCAUUCGCUACUGCUGAAGGUAUUUUUAUUGCCGGCUGGUCUGAGGAGGGCUACGGAUACGGGUUCCAGACUCCUGAGGGAUGGACAAUGGACGGCCACUUCAGAUCUCUAAUAUAUAUGAGGCCGCUCUCUAUUUGGGCCAUGCAAUGGGCGUUAAAUCUGCCCAAGGCAAUUCUUGAGGCUCCUGCUAUUAAUAUAAUGGAUAGAAUACAUUUGUCAUCUUUCAGUUCCAGAUCCUCGCAAAAUGAAUCAGGUGUGAUAAAGAUAGCAACCAAGGCAAAGUGCUUUGGGAAUUCUGUGUUCAACUGUGCAUGCUGA